Messenger RNA from Parathielavia appendiculata, 534 nucleotides. RefSeq lists its product as uncharacterized. NCBI's taxonomy places the organism in Eukaryota, Fungi, Ascomycota, Sordariomycetes, Sordariales, Chaetomiaceae. The record is from RefSeq and is a predicted model, not a curated record. The transcript has a single exon. Bases 1 to 534 code for a protein of 177 amino acids.
AUGGACGAUUCGGACCUCACCACAGCCAUCAAAGCAUACCCUCGCUCAUCUCCCCUCCCGCCAACCUCAAUUCCCCGGCCUUUCAACACAUACCUACCCGAGGAAUACACCUCCCCAACCGCCCUCCGCCUCCCCACCACCUGGCGCUGCGGCACUUGUACAUCUCUUCGCCCCGUGCUCUCCCUCUUAUCAACGACAACAACAACAAUAACAACCGACAGUAGUUGCUGCUGCUGUUGUGCCCUCCCCAGCCUCCAGGCCGUCUACGACCAGUUUGGCGCCCUCUACCUCUUCUGGCGGGACGACCCGGCCGUGUCGGACCUGCGCGUGCCGAGCAUGCUGGAAGAGGCGCGGUGGCGGGUGUGGAGGGCCGGCGGGGGGGAGUGGGAAGACGUUUUGCUUCGGGCUGAACAAGCUGCGUCGCCCGGGCAGGUGGAGAGGGAAAGGGGGCAGGAAAGGGAGGAGGGGAGCUUGAAGGGUGGGGGGUUGUUAAGGGAGGGUGUCAUUGGGAGGAGGUGGAGUUAUCUCUCGUGA